CGUCAAGUUCUGGAACGCUUAGCGAAUGAUUCGUUUGCAGAUAUAUUUUUGGAACCCGUUGACCGAAACGAUUUUCCGGAUUACAUGGAAAUCAUAGACACUCCGAUGGAUCUUGGUACUGUGCGGAGCAAGCUUCUGUCUCGCAAAUAUCAAUCUCCGGAACAAUUUGCACGGGAUAUGCGAAAGAUCUGGAACAACUGCAAAAUUUACAAUCAGCAUGGGUCCGCGAUUUGGUAUGUCGGAGACUACAUGUCGAAGCAAUUU
Molecule: messenger RNA, 264 nt
Organism: Phaeodactylum tricornutum CCAP 1055/1
Lineage: Eukaryota; Bacillariophyta; Bacillariophyceae; Surirellales; Neidiaceae
Exons: 1
Biological process (GO): positive regulation of transcription by RNA polymerase II; chromatin remodeling
Cellular component (GO): histone acetyltransferase complex
Molecular function (GO): histone H3 acetyltransferase activity; protein binding
Source: RefSeq, a predicted model, not a curated record